AUGGCUCUGGCUCCUCCCCAUCGUCACCGUCCUUCCUUACCUCUGCUCCGUCCUCCACUACUCCCUCCCCGAGCCUCUGCCCCCUGUCCCUCUGAGGAGAUCGUCAUGCGCCAUGUCCAGGCCCUCGAGAACUGCGGCUACCGCACUGUCGGCACGGAGGAGGCUGUCCUCGGCGAGCAGUACGUCGAGAAGCAGGUGCGCGAGAUCGCGGACCGUUGCCACAAGAAUGGCGUCCUCGACUGCGAGGUUUGGGUCCAGAAGGGCUCCGGUUACCACUCAUUCUCGAUCAUGUCCCACGACGUUCUGAAGCUGUAUGCCGGUAUUGCGAACAUCGUUCUGAAGAUCUCGGCGAAGGAGCCCCCUUCAGGCAAGCCUGAGGGAAGGCAGGACGCUGUCCUCCUGAACGCGCACAUUGACUCGACUCUUCCUUCUCCCGGUGCUGCUGACGAUGGAAUCGGAGUCGGUGUUAUGCUUGACCUCGCCCGUGUUCUUGUGGACCGCAACCAGCCCUUCGACAAUGCGAUCAUCUUCCUGUGGAAUGGCGCGGAGGAGACCCUCCAGGAUGGCUCCCAUCUGUACUCCACCCAGCAGGAGACAGCGCCUGAGGUCCGCGCCAUGAUCAACCUGGAGGCAGCCGGUACUACCGGUGGCGCGCUGCUCUUCCAGGCGACGAGUAAGGAGAUGAUCGAGGCGUUCUCGCACUCCCCGUACCCGCGCGGUACGGUGAUUGCCGCUGACGUUUUCUCCUCGGGCAUCAUUCUCUCGGACACCGACUUCGGUCAGUUUGAGGAGUACCUCGGCGUUUCUGGUCUGGACAUGGCGAUCGUCGGCCACUCGUACUACUACCACACGCGCAAGGACAUUACCGCCAACAUUGAGCGUGGCUCGGGUCAGCACUUCUCGAGCAACGUUAUGGCUAUCGUCGACUACCUGCUCUCUCCUGCUUCGCCGCUGCACAGCGACAAGCCCUUCUCGCCCCCUGAUGUCGUGUACAUGUCGCUUUACGACCGCCUCUUCUUCUCCUGGACGAUGAAGAGUGCUGACUUUGCUUAUGUCGCCAUCGCCACUGCUGUCGUCACCCUCGCCGCCGCGUGCGUCCGUCGCGACAGGCUGCAGGCUUUCGGUCUGUCUCUUCUCGCCGCGCCUCUCUCGCUCCUCCACGGCUUCAUCACGACCAAUGUCGCCGCGGCCGCGAUGCAGGCGAGCGGCAACCGCUCUGCAUGGUUCUCGCACGAGGGUCUCGCUGUAGCGCUCUACUUCCCCGCCGGUCUGUGGGGCUACUGCUUUACGCAGUUCGGUUUGGACACCUUUGUGCCCCCCGAGGAGGCGGACUACCUCCAGACCGCGCACUACUACGCCCAGCUUCUCGCCCUCACGGCCUACAUGCUUAUCCUACAGGCCCUCCGUGUCCGCUCGGCGUACCUGUUCGCGGGCUUGUCUUGCAUUCUGCUGCUCGGCGCCACGGCGACUGAGGCAUACAAGUACUUCGGCGGUCGAAGCGUUCGCACUUCGUUUGCGAUUGCGUACAUCGUUCCCUUAUCGCUCCUCGUCAUCCUCGGCAUGGAGGCGUUCACGACGACUCUGGACAUCUUCAUUCCCCUCGCGGGCCGCAUGGGCAAGGAGGCGCCGACCGAGUUCCUCGUCGCCACGAUCGCUUCUGGCUGUGGUCUCCUGUUCUUCCCUCUCGCCUCGCCGCUGUAUGCGCGCCUGACCCGCUUCGGACAGUUCAAGGUGCUCAUGCUGCUCAUGCUCACCGUCGUCAGCAUCGGCACGUACUUCUCGCUCCCGACGUGGAAGGCCUACGAUGCUCAGCACCCCAAGCGCAUGGGCGUGCAGUACACGUACAACCACACCUCGGACGAGCACACGGCGCACUUCGCCUUCAUGGACAUGCGCGGCAACACCGAGGUCAUUGAGACUUUCCACAAGCGCUACGGAGGACAGACCAAGCUCGAGCACACCCAGGUCGACGACUACAACUCGGACUGGGACACGCUGUACCCCGUCUCGUCCUUCCUGGAUACUUACAAGUUCCCUCUUCCCUAUGUCGGUUUCGACUGGCCGAAGCUCCAUCACACGUCGGAGCGUGAGCGCACGCCCGACGGAAACCUCCACAUUCGCAUCAAGAUGGACCACGAGGGUCUGGUCUGGCCCGCGCUCGCGUUCGAGGCUGACCUCGUCGACUGGAGCUACGACUUUGCUCCGCCUCAUGGACGUCAGAGGCACCACAUCAAGGCCGCGACGAGCGUCGACGAGCACACGAUUGAGCUCGAGCUCGUAGUUCGCAUUCCGGAUGAGGAGAAAAUCCAGCUCCACUGGAGUGCUAUUGACCUGAACCAGAUGGUGCCCGGCACGGCUUCGAAGCGCGGUCCCAACAUGCCCGCGUCCAAGUGGCUCACGGAGAUGGACAAGUGGUCCAAGAAGAAGUACGACGGCUCGCUCGACAUCUGCAUGAACGGUGUCGUCUGUGGUGUCAUCGAGGUCUAA
Trichosporon asahii var. asahii CBS 2479 is the source of this 2487-nucleotide messenger RNA. RefSeq lists its product as uncharacterized. Bases 1 to 2487 code for a protein of 828 amino acids. Gene Ontology annotation, biological process: proteolysis. Gene Ontology annotation, molecular function: metalloexopeptidase activity. The transcript has 7 exons. The record is from RefSeq and is a predicted model, not a curated record. NCBI's taxonomy places the organism in Eukaryota, Fungi, Basidiomycota, Tremellomycetes, Trichosporonales, Trichosporonaceae.